Molecule: messenger RNA, 867 nt
Organism: Cokeromyces recurvatus
Lineage: Eukaryota; Fungi; Mucoromycota; Mucoromycetes; Mucorales; Mucoraceae
Exons: 2
Biological process (GO): ribosomal large subunit assembly; translation
Cellular component (GO): cytosolic large ribosomal subunit; ribosome
Molecular function (GO): structural constituent of ribosome; 5S rRNA binding
Source: RefSeq, a predicted model, not a curated record
CCCUUUGUCAAGCAACAGAAGAACAAGGCCUACUUCAAGCGUUACCAAGUCAAGUACCGUAGAAGAAGAGAGGGUAAGACUGAUUACUAUGCUCGUAAGAGACUUGUUGUUCAAGCCAAGAACAAGUACAAUUCUCCCAAGUAUAGAUUGGUUGUUCGUUUCACCAACAAGGACAUCAUCUGUCAAAUUGUUUAUGCUAAGCUCCAAGGUGAUUUCGUUCUCUCUGCUGCUUACUCUCACGAACUCCCUCGUUACGGUAUUAAGGGUGGUUUGACCAACUGGGCUGCUGCCUAUGCUACUGGUCUUCUCCUUGCUCGUCGUACUCUUACUAAGCUCGGUCUUGCUGAUAAGUACGAAGGUUUCACUGAACCUGAUGGUUCUGUUCAAAUGAUUGAAGCCGCUGAAGAUGCUCCUCGUCCUUUCAAGGCCUUCCUUGAUGUCGGUCUUGCCCGUACCUCUACUGGUGCCCGUGUCUUUGGUGCCAUGAAGGGUGCCUCUGAUGGUGGUAUCUUCAUUCCUCACAAUGGUAACCGUUUCCCUGGUUUCGAUAUCGAAACCAAGACCAAUGAUGAUGAACUUCUCCGUAACUACAUCUAUGGUGUUCACGUUGCUGAAUACAUGGAAUACCUCGAAGAAGAAGAUGAAGAACGUUACAAGAAGCAAUUCGCUACCUUCCUCAAGAAUGGUAUUACUUCUGAUAAGGUUGAAGAUAUGUAUGCUGAAGCUCAUGAAGCUAUCCGUGCUGAUCCUUCUCCUAAGCCUACUGAAAAGAAGGGUAAGCCUGCUAAGCCUUAUCGUAGAUCUACUCCCCUUAACAGAAAGCAACGUCUUAACAAGAUUAAGGAAGCUAAGGCUGCUUUCGAAGCU